Anguilla anguilla (European eel) is the source of this 1025-nucleotide messenger RNA. Its product is annotated as tripartite motif-containing protein 35-like. Gene Ontology annotation, molecular function: zinc ion binding. The coding region runs from base 12 to 770 and encodes 252 amino acids. The record is from RefSeq and is a predicted model, not a curated record. Lineage: Eukaryota; Metazoa; Chordata; Actinopteri; Anguilliformes; Anguillidae. The transcript is spliced from 3 exons.
ACUGGGACAGAAUGGCAUCAGGAUCUUCUCUCCUGGAAGAGGAGCUCUCCUGUCCUGUUUGCUUUGAAAUCUUCAGGGAUCCUGUUGUCCUGAGUUGCAGUCACAGCUUCUGUAAGGCCUGUCUGCAGAAGAACUGGGAACAGAAGGGAUCUCGGGAGUGCCCAGUGUGCAGGAGAAGAUCUUCUAAGGAUAAACCUCCCCUUAACCUGUCUCUGAGGAAUAUCUGUGAGUCGUUCUUAAAGGAGAGAAGUCAGAGAGCAAAAGCAGGAUCUGAACUGCUCUGCAGUCUGCACAGUGAGAAACUCAAACUGUUCUGUUUGGAGGAUGAAAUACCCGUCUGCUUUGUCUGCCAAACUUCAAAAAAACAUGCAAACCACACAGUGCGACCAGUUCAGGAGGCUGCAGAAGAGUAUAAGGAGAAACUCAGGACUGCACUGGCUCCACUGCAGAAGAAGCUAAAAGCCUUUAAUGAAGUUAAAUUAGUCUGUGAUCAAACAGCAGAGCACAUCAAGAGCCAGGCCCAGCGCACAGAGAGCCAGAUAAAGAUGGAGUUUGGAAAACUUCAGCAGUUCCUAAAAGAUGAAGAGGCAGCCAGGAUCGCUGCACUGAAGCAGGAAGAGGAGCAGAAGAGUCAGAUGAUGAAGGAAAAGAUUGAGAAGAUGACAGAAGAGAUAUCAUCCCUUUCAGAACAAAUCAGAGCCAUAGAACAGGAGCUGGGAGCUGAAGAUGUCUCAUUCCUGCAGGUAAGACCUGUUCAGAAUUUAUUUUGACAAGCACAUGAAAACAUGAAUAAAUACUAAUAAGUUUUUCAUACAGCCCUAAUUGCAGUUGCUGUAAGGUACAUGACCACAAACAAAUAGAUAUCCCUGUGACCUACGUUUGGCUGACUGACCAAUAGUUCAUGCACCGCUGGCAUGAACAGGAACUUGCAGCCAAGCCAGAGCGUCAGGGACAGUCACUGUAAGCAGUCUGGCAGAGAGCAGUAGGAGUUCUGUGGGUCGCCUCUCUCUGCAUUGAAAUGAAGG